AUGGUAAUGAUUAGUAUUGCUAUCGGUAUUGCUAUUAGUAUAGGCAAUGGUAAUGGUAAUAGUAAUGACAAUGGAAGUGGUAAUGGUAAUGGUAAUGGUAUUGGUAUCGGUGACGGUAAUAGUAAUGGUAAUGGUAAUGUAACGGUAAUGGUAUUAGCAUUUGUAUUGAUAUUUGUACUGGUAUUGGCACUGUUUUCUACUACUUUAUAUAUAAUCCAUGAACCUAAAAUAAUAAAGAUGGUUGGACAGAAACUUAUGCCGUACAUAACCUACCCCUUCUGGGGCGGCAACCGUCCGGCGGCGUGCGGCCGUCCUGGGUUCGAGCUCAUCUGCCGAGGCGGCGAUGUACCUAUGCUGAAAAUCUCGCCUUCAUUAUCCUACCGUGUGGAGGAAAUCGAUUUCACUGCCAACACUCUCAGGGUUGCGAGAGAAGACCUGUGGAACACCACUUGCCCGGAAAUCCUCCAGAACACAACCAUAGAUAUCGUCGGCCGCCGCUUCGAGUACUCGCCGGAGUCGAAAGACGAGAACGUCACUCUCUAUUUCGACUGCGAUCAUGACGCUGUUUCCGGUUACUGGAAUAGUUUCGUCUGCAGAGACGGCCGCGUUGGUGUCUUCGUGGUGGCGGCGCAGCCGCCGUCGUCCGCGGCGGAACCACCGCCGGCGUGUAAGAAGAAUAUUUAUGUUCCGGUGAGCCAAGCGGCGGCUCGGUCGUUGCGGAAUCUCACGAUCGCGUCGUCCGUAAGUGUUCUGCAGAAGGCUCUUACGUCUGGGUUUUCCAUCCGGUGGUCGGUGGAUGUAAACCAGUUCAAGUACCCCUAUUGCAACGGUGAUGUUUACCGUAAUUGUGGCCGCCCCUGCACUCUUCUGAACCAUUGCAACCGCGGCGGCGGCGGGGAUGAAGAUGUCUUUCAAGUAGGCAAAGGUCCGCCUUCUAGUAUAGCACCGACUCCUCAACGUUACUCUGCAAAUGACGGUAUAUAUACACACCUAUCCUCUCAAUCCCUUUUUCUUUCUUCUUAAGGUUC
Molecule: messenger RNA, 1028 nt
Organism: Erythranthe guttata (spotted monkey flower)
Lineage: Eukaryota; Viridiplantae; Streptophyta; Magnoliopsida; Lamiales; Phrymaceae
Product: LEAF RUST 10 DISEASE-RESISTANCE LOCUS RECEPTOR-LIKE PROTEIN KINASE-like 2.4
Biological process (GO): protein phosphorylation
Molecular function (GO): ATP binding; protein kinase activity; polysaccharide binding
Source: RefSeq, a predicted model, not a curated record